This is a messenger RNA of Egretta garzetta (little egret), 4899 nucleotides long. Its product is annotated as maltase-glucoamylase, intestinal. NCBI's taxonomy places the organism in Eukaryota, Metazoa, Chordata, Aves, Pelecaniformes, Ardeidae. The record is from RefSeq and is a predicted model, not a curated record. Gene Ontology annotation, biological process: carbohydrate metabolic process. Gene Ontology annotation, molecular function: carbohydrate binding; alpha-1,4-glucosidase activity. The annotation marks the transcript as partial. The transcript has 42 exons.
AGCCUCGGCCUCCGCCGCGGCUGCUGCUGGAGCCCCCAGAGCGACACCAGCAUCCCCUGGUGCUUCUUCUCCUCCAACCAUGGGUACAAAGUGGACGGCGGGCUGCGGACGACUCGGGGGGUGGAGAACGGGUUUGGGGCCAAACGCCUCGAUUUGUGCAAUUGGUUUUGGCGGGAAGCUUCGAUCACUGACCCCAAAACACCGCGAUUCGAAGUCCCCCAUGAGCACGUGGCACCUUUCAGCGGCCAGGGAGCCUCCGACUUAAAAUAUAAAGUUGACGUCCAGCAAAAUCCCUUCGGCAUCACGGUGACGCGAGCAAGCAAUGGAAAAGUUUUGUUCAACACCAGCAUCGGCCCGCUGGUCUAUGCCCAGCAGUUCCUGCAGCUCUCCAUCAAGCUCCCCAGCAGCAACAUCUACGGGGUGGGCGAGCACGUGCACAGGCGAUACCGGCACGACGUCAACUGGAAAACCUGGCCCAUGUUUAGCAGGGACACGGCUCCUUCCGGGAACAUGGAGAACUUGUACGGCGUCCAGACCUUCUUCCUGUGUUUGGAAGACAACACCGGAGCCUCUCUCGGUGUUUUCUUGAUGAACAGCAACGCCAUGGAGUUCGCCCUGCAGCCGGCGCCGGCUGUCACUUACAGAACCAUUGGGGGAAUUCUGGAUUUUUAUGUCUUCUUGGGGGACACCCCGGAGCAAGUGGUGCAGGAGUACCUGAAGCUCAUAGGGCGGCCGGCGCUGCCCUCCUACUGGGCCCUGGGCUUUCAGCUCAGCCGCUACGGUUACGGGUCCCUCAGCGAGGUGAAGGCCGUUGGGGAGCGGAACAGAGCAAUCGGACUCCCUUGCGACGUUCAGUACACAGACAUCGACUACAUGGAGGCGAGGAAGGAUUUUACGUACAACAAAGUGAACUUCACAGACCUCCCCGGCUUCCGAGCCUACCUGCAUGGCUACGGGCAGAAAUACGUCAUCAUCCUGGAUCCGGCCAUCAGCACAGAGGCUCGCGCUGACGGUUCCCCCUACCAAGCCUACGAGCGGGGGCAAAGCAAGAAAAUUUGGGUCAACGAGUCGGACGGAGUAACGCCGUUGGUUGGAAAGGUGUGGCCAGGAGCCACCGUCUUCCCAGACUUCACCAACCCCGACUGCACCAGCUGGUGGGUGGAGGAAUGCAGAACGUUUCACGACGAUGUGCCCUACGACGGGAUCUGGAUUGACAUGAAUGAAGUAGCCAACUUCGUCCAAGGCUCCAUCAACGGCUGCAAGCAGAAUGACUUGAACUAUCCUCCCUUCACGCCCCAUGUUGUCGAUAGGCUCUUGUAUUCCAAGACGCUCUGCAUGGAUGCGGUGCAGAAGUGGGGGCGGCAAUACGAUGUUCACAGCCUUUUUGGAUACUCGAUGACCCUCUCAACACAGCGAGCCAUUGAAACUUUGUUUCCUGGAAAGCGAAGCUUCCUCCUUUCGAGGUCUACUUUUGCGGGGUCGGGAAAGUACACGGGGCACUGGCUGGGAGAUAACACAGCAACGUGGGACCAUAUGAAGUGGGCGAUACCUGGGAUGCUGGAAUUCGGCCUCUUUGGAAUCCCCUAUAUUGGAGCAGACAUUUGCGGUUUUUUUGAAGACACCACCGAGGAGCUUUGCAGGCGAUGGAUGCAAGUGGGGGCAUUUUACCCCUUCUCCAGGAACCACAAUACGGAAAAGUUUUAUGCUGAUGAAGCAACGUGGAGCAUGGAUCAGCAGUUCCUGUGGGGACCGGGGCUCCUCAUCACCCCCGUGCUUGACCCAGGUGUGGACGUCAUCCGAGCGUAUAUCCCUGACGCUGUCUGGUACGAUUAUGAUUCGGUAAGUAUCAUCAUGGGGCGGGGGUUGCUAAAUGUCCACGCGAGGAGGUCACAGAGCUGGAGCCGUAAGAAUCCCAUGGGACUCAUCAUUGCCCUGGAUGACAACAACGAAGCGGUUGGGGAGUUAUUCUGGGAUGAUGGAGAAUCAACAGGUACCAUUAGCAGCAAAUCCUACAUUUCCUAUGAGUUUAAAGUUUCCAGUAACGUCAUAGAAAUGAACGUCACGAACAACAACUACACCGACCCGGACAACCUGAGGUUUGAAGAAAUCAAAAUAUUGGGAUUGCUCCAGGAACCGGUGUCGGUUACCGUGUUACAGAACGGCAACGUGCAAAAUUCUUCUCAUAAUAUCACCUAUAAUCCAGUGCAUAAGGUUGCUCUCGUACGAGGACUCCAGCUCACGCUCGGGAAAUCGUACUCCGUGCGGUGGACACCGGGAACCAGCACCAAUGAAAAAUUCGAUUGUCAUCCCAGCCCUAACGCUUCCAAGGAAAAAUGCAAACAGCUCGGCUGUGUCUGGGCUGAAGACGCCUCCCAGCCGGGCGUUCCCUUCUGCCAUUACGACGGCCCUUACAACGCUUAUUCCGCUACUGACGUCAAAUACACCGCGUCGGGCGCGACGGCCGACCUCACCUUCCGUCCGCGCCAGCGCCAGGCCUACGAGCGGCCCGCGCCGCCCAUCCCAUCCCUUCGCCUGGAGGUGAAAUAUCACAGCGACCGCUUGCUGCAGUACAAGAUUUAUGAUUCCGCAAAGAAACGCUACGAGGUGCCGGUGCCGCUAAAUCUCCCUGCGUCCCCCGAGAGCACGGUCGAGGGUCGGCUUUACGAUGUGACGAUUCAGAAUGAGCCCUUCGGCAUCCAGAUUCGACGCAGGCACACGGGGACGGUGAUCUGGGAUUCUCAGCUCCCGACCUUCACCUUCAGUGACAAGUUCAUUCAGAUUUCCACCCGUUUGGCUUCCCAAUAUUUGUACGGGUUCGGUGAAACCGAACACACCGCGUUCCGACGCGACAUGAACUGGCACACCUGGCGGAUGAAAAGACUUUAUUUCUCCUUGCAGUACAAGUUGAAUUCGUACGGUGUCCACCCGUUCUACAUGGGGCUUGAAGACGACGGCAACGCCCACGGAGUUCUCCUGCUCAACAGCAACGCAAUGGACGUGACCUUCCAGCCCACGCCGGCUCUGACAUAUCGCACAACCGGGGGCAUCCUGGACUUCUACAUGGUUCUGGGGCCAACACCGGAGCUUGUCGUUCAGGAAUACACGGCGCUGGUCGGGCGACCAGUCAUGCCACCCUACUGGGCACUCGGAUUCCAGUUAUGCCGCUACGGAUAUGAAAAUGACACCGAAAUUGCCCAGCUGGUGGAAGACAUGAAAGCGGCCAGGAUACCCUAUGAUGUCCAGUACGCAGAUAUUGAUUAUAUGGAACGGCAACUGGACUUCACCCUUAACCCGCGCUUCGCUGGAUUGCCCUCCCUGAUUACUAAGAUACGAGGAGAAGGAAUGAGGUUUAUACUAAUCCUGGAUCCAGCCAUAUCUGGUAACGAGACCAAUUACCCUGCCUUCACCAGAGGUUUGGAGAAGGAUGUCUUCAUAAAAUGGCCCAAUACCGAGGAUAUCAUCUAUGCAAAGGUCUGGCCAGAUCUUCCCAACGUAGAGGUUAACGACACACUGGAUUGGGAAACCCAAGUGGAGCUCUACCGUGCGUACGUAGCUUUUCCGGAUUUCUUCCGCAAUUCCACGAGGGAAUGGUGGGCAAGAGAAAUUGCGGAAGUCUACACCAAUCCCCACAAUGCGUCGAAAAGCUUGAAAUUUGACGGACUCUGGAUUCCUGAUGGCUCCUUUGAAUAUUUGGGAUCUAGAGCCGAGGGGUUGAUUUUCAAAACUCUCUGCAUGGAAGCUCAGCAGUAUCUCCCAGACGGUUCCCCCAUCAGUCACUAUGAUGUCCACAACCUUUACGGGUGGUCGCAAACAAAACCAACCCUCGAUGCCUUGCGGAACAUCACGAAGGAGCGAGGAAUUGUUGUCACCCGUUCAACCUACCCCAGCAGUGGGAAGUGGUCAGGACAUUGGCUGGGGGACAACACGGCGGCCUGGAAUCAGCUUGAUAAAUCCAUCAUCGGCAUGAUGGAGUUCAGUCUCUUUGGAAUAUCCUAUACCGGAGCAGAUAUCUGUGGCUUCUUCGGAGACUCGGAGUAUGAGCUGUGUGCUCGAUGGAUGGAGUUGGGUGCCUUUUACCCGUAUUCAAGGAACCACAAUGGAAAAGGAGCCAAGAGGCAAGACCCCGUUGCCUGGAAUUCAACGUUUGAAGACCUUUCCAGGAAAGUGCUAAAUACCAGAUACACCCUCUUACCCUAUCUCUACACGUUAAUGUAUGAAGCCCACGCUCACGGCAGCACCGUCGUCCGCCCUCUGCUCCACGAGUAAGUUAAAUCUAAGAAGCGACCUGAGACUAACUUUAGUUUUUGGCUUUAAGAGGCCUGACCCAAUCCCGUCUCGUUGCAGGGCGCUGUGGCGGUGAGCGCGUACCUGCCCAACGCCCGCUGGUACGACUACUACACAGGUGAGCAUAUCAGCGCCAGAGGAGAAUUCAGAAAUUUAACAUCUCCCUUGGAUCAUAUCAACCUCCAUAUCCGAGGAGGUUACGUCCUCCCCCAGCAGAGCCCUGCCAACACGACAUUUUACAGCCGAAAAAACCCAUUGGCCCUUACCGUCGCGUUGAACGACACCCAGCUUGCAGAAGGUCGCCUUUAUUGGGAUGAUGGGGUGCGCAUUGACGCAUAUGAAGAUGGCGCCUAUCUGCUGACCUCAUUCACUGCUAAUCAGAGCAUUUUGGAGAUAAAGGUUCUGCACCGCGGCUAUGCUGAUCCAAAUAAUUUGAAGAUUACGCAAGUUAAAAUUUUGGGGGUGACCUCAAGCCCGCGGGAGGUGACUGUAUCACAGAACGGUGAAGCCAUCCAAUCUCCUCACGUUGCCUCCUAUGACAGCCAAAAACAGGUCCUGGACAUCACCCAGCUUGAACUUGAAUUAGGUGAGGACUACACGUUACAGUGGAGCUGA